AGUGACACCAGCUGAGCUCUGUUUAUACGCGGCAGUGUUUCUGUCAGCAGAAUGCUGUAAUAUAAUGUAAUGUAAUGUAAUAUAAUAUAAUAUAAGACCUUGGCGUGUAAACAGAGGCGCGUCAGUGAAGCAGCUCUGAUAAACAGGACUCUGCUGUAGUGGCACAUUUUACUUGCAGUUUGGCUUCAGGGGUUAUUUAAACACCUAAAUUCUCUUUCUAAGGGAGAUCAGUUAAUCUGAUCGGUAUUAUACUGACAUGAUGUGCACGCUGAGCCUCGUUGCAGCUGUUUUCAUGGCUCACGUUGUGUCUGUGAGCAGCUCGGAACAAAACGUCGACCCUAAUGUACUCAAAGCGGCCGACUUUGCCAUCAGGUUCCACAAUGGCAUGGCGAACUAUCCUUAUGCGUAUAAAGUCGUGGACAUCCUGUCUGACUCUGCUGAGAUCUACCCUCCUGCCCGAGUGAAGUACACAAUAGAAGCGCAAGCUGCUCAGACGACGUGCAGAAACAACGGCCGCAUGAACCUGGAGAACUGCAGCGUUGCGGCGAACGCACAAACGAUGAUCUGCAACUUCGUGGUUCUGGCGGUUCCAGGAGACAACACGGUUCCUCAACAUGUUCUGUCACAGCUCUGUGCCUGACGUGUCCUUCAUCGAACCGCACGAGUGACUGCACUGUAGUUUUGUUUUGCCUUUUCAAAAUGUAGACCGUUUCCUGAGAAAUCGGGGAAAGAUUUUCCUUGAGAAACAUCCCGUAUCGUGUUUCCUUUCCUUGGAGAAGCUCCGUAUUGAAUAAAACACUUACGUGGCAUGCUGUUGUCGGAAAAUAAUCAACAACGAGAUGACAUAAUGCAUCUCGAAAUGAAGCGGGCUUACUGUUAGUUGAUUAUUUUCCUAUAAAAGGACGUCCUGAAAUGUUUUAUUCCUUAAAGAUCGGCAUCGUUUUCAUCCGCUUGUAGUUACAUGUAACGUUUAGGAACACAUGAAACAAGUUACUUCCUGUUAUCACUUUAGUUAUAGCGGCUGUAAGCGGUUGGCGUCGGUCCUGAAGACUUUCCCGUGGUGUAAAACUCACUUACAGCUGUUACAAACUUACACUGACACUGGAGACUCAUUCCAUAAACAAACGCCGCCUCAUAGAAAACUUUACCACGACGUGGUGUUUUUUAAUCUGUUGAUUAGCAUUGGGCGUAGACUACGCGGCGCUUUCGCCAAACUAUCCAAGUGUAAGUCGUUACCAUAGAAACGAUGACGCUGUUAUAGUAAAUGAAACAACCUUCCGACCAAUCGUAAUCGAGAAUUCACAUUCGGCAGCGCUGUGGUGUAAGUUUAUCACUAUUUGAACGUUAGACUGGAGGUGGAAUAGCACUUUUAUGCACUUUUAAUAGCACUUUUAUGUAUAAAAUAAGCAGAUGAACAGUGACAUGUUCGCAGUGUGAAGUUCUCAGACCCUGCUCAGAGAGAGUGUGUGUUGCUACAAUGUAUUUAUUCACACCUGACCUUUACUUUGGAAACGUCGGAGUAAGGAACGAGCUUCAGAGCUCACAGCAGCUCAGCAUCGUGCGUUUCUAUAGAGAUACUAACUGCAUAAAACACUAAUAACCUGAUCUCCGGACGCGGCGGGGUCCGUGUGGGCUUUUAAACAACACCACUGCUGUUAUCAUUACAAUAAUCCUGAAAUAAAGAGGAAAGAAUUUG
Molecule: messenger RNA, 1696 nt
Organism: Ictalurus punctatus (channel catfish)
Lineage: Eukaryota; Metazoa; Chordata; Actinopteri; Siluriformes; Ictaluridae
Product: CY domain-containing protein
Exons: 4
Coding region: 257-640 (127 amino acids)
Molecular function (GO): cysteine-type endopeptidase inhibitor activity
Source: RefSeq, a predicted model, not a curated record